This is a messenger RNA of Urocitellus parryii (Arctic ground squirrel), 2100 nucleotides long. RefSeq names its product armadillo repeat containing 7 (gene Armc7). The record is from RefSeq and is a predicted model, not a curated record. Gene Ontology annotation, molecular function: protein binding. Lineage: Eukaryota; Metazoa; Chordata; Mammalia; Rodentia; Sciuridae.
GCGCGGCUUCCGCCCGGGGUUCAGGAGUCGGAGUCGGUGCUUCCAUUGGCCGCCGCCCCCUAGUUUCCCAGUUUGGAUUUUCGAACCCAACUCCUCGGCCUUCACAUCAGUUCCAUCUUCAAGUUCCAGCAGAACCUGAACCCAGGAAAGAAGCCCACGUGCCGCCUGUCCACCCGUGGAGAGCCAGGUGAGGUUCUCGCCCGGCUUAGGGCCUCGCCUUCCCCUCUCCCUUCGGUCCCGCGAAAGCCCUCCGCGGCCCCGACCAUGGCCCAGAAGCCGAAGGUAGACCCCCAUGUCGGGCGGCUGGGGUAUCUGCAGGCACUGGUCACGGAAUUCCAGGAAACCGAGAGCCAAGACGCCAAGGAGCAAGUCCUCGCCAACCUUGCCAACUUCGCCUAUGACCCCAGCAACUACCAGUAUCUGCGGCAACUACAAGUCGUGGAUUUAUUUCUCGAUUCUCUGUCGGAAGAGAAUGAGACCUUGGUGGAGUUCGCUAUUGGGGGCCUCUGCAACCUGUGCUCAGACAGGGCCAACAAGGACCACAUUCUGCAAGCAGGUGGCAUCCCACUCAUCACCAACUGCCUGUCCAGUCCCAAUGAGGAGACAGUGUUGUCCGCAGUUACCACGCUCAUGUACCUGAGUUCACCAGGUGCCAGCUCCCACCACGAGCUGACUUCCACACCUGUGGUCCAGUGCAUGCUGCGCUUCUCUCUUUCUGCCAAUACAAGGCUCCGGAACCUGGCCCAGAUCUUCCUGGAGGACUACUGUUCCCCAAGUCAGGUGGCUGAAGCUCGUAGCUGGCAGGCCCACUCUGCCAUGGGUAUCCCACUGCCAAGGACUGAGACCCCGCAGCAACCCUGACCCAGGCAGCUCCCAGUGCUGCAGCACCGUUAUUUCUGGGGACCACAGUCCUGGCAGGGAAGUAGGGGACCACAGUCUGUCAAAAUGCUGCCUUUUCUACCAUCUUAAAGGUGAAGUUUUUCAGCACAACAAGUGUGUACACUGUGUUGAAAAGGCAGUUGGAGGGACGUGAGACCUGUGGAGGUCAAAGCUGGUGCUGUCUUCAUGAGCUGACACUCAGACACACUGAAAGUGAGGGGCCUACCCCCAGUGCCACCACCUCCAGGCUCACACUCGUGUCAAAAGCACAGGCCCUAAAUCCAGAUGUAGCACAAGGGCCUGCUGGGGAGCAGAGCUGGAACUGAGGCUUAGGAUUGGUCCCUGGGCCUGGGCCUGAGGCAAUGAGGGACUAGCCCUUAACAGAAAUGUCUGGAGUAAUUUUGAGGUAGAUAUGAGAAGCCUCAUCAUUAAAAGGACCUGGGUGGGGGGCAGCAGAGGUGUAGCUGUGGAGGUGUGUGUGUUUGGCAUGCAUGAGACCCUGGGUGUGACCCCAGCAAUACGUGGAAAAAGAACUUGAGCCUUGGGAAGCUGAGGUGUCACACCUCCCCCUCCAGGGCUGUGGAAGACCACACUUCCCCCUUAAGUCUCCAGGCUGGGCUCCUGGCCAUGGUGGACACCUACCUGUGGAACUAUGGCCUGGGAUAAAGUAUCUCCACAGCCCUUCUAGCUGAUAGGCACUGUAUAAGGGUUUCAAGGAUGAAAUCUUGUGAUGUUAACAUGGCCAGCAAGCAUUAAGACCAAGGCCCUGAGAGUGAUGACACUUCAGAAUACAGAAUAAAGGCAGGACCCCUUAGAGCGGGAUAGUCUCCCCUCACUGCUCCAAGGCUUCCAACUAGAARCCUGGCCCUUCUCUGCUGUCAUAGGAAGCAUCCUGGGAGGUAAGGCUUGCCCUGAGAUGUUUCCACAGGCCCAUGGAUUUCAGGGGCACAAAUGAAAGGGUGAUGCUCAAGGCAGAGAAGAAGAGGUAUGUGUGCACCCCCUGGUGCUGGUCAACAGAGAAAGGAAUGUGGUCCCAGUGGAAAGUUGUGGUUUGUGAAAAAUGGAGGGCCCUGGSCUCUCAGGUGCACCCCUUGGACAGCCACACAAAGGUCAUUCUAGAGGAAUGCUAUUCAAGUGGGUGUGGAAGCAAGGGCAGGAACCACAAGAUGGAGAAGGGAGGAAGCAUCUGUUCUCCUAAGCCCUUGUUCCAGCUGCACCCAC